Cooperia oncophora is the source of this 628-nucleotide messenger RNA. Lineage: Eukaryota; Metazoa; Nematoda; Chromadorea; Rhabditida; Trichostrongylidae. The record is from the annotation of a GenBank genome assembly.
AUGAUUGACGAGAUUGAUACACUAUUUUGUCAUCAAAAGACCUGGGUAAACACCUUGCCAGUGUGCCGAGGAAAAGGCUUAUGCGCUGUAAAUAAUGGCGGAUGCAGUCAUUCGUGCCUGUCAGUCAAUGACGUCACCGUGGAAUGUCGAUGCCCUCGCGGAAUGACUCUGGAUACUGAUCAAAGAACCUGCAUCAAACCGAUACCAAAGACUCUGUGCAGAUCUUUGGCUGGCUGCUCCUGCUCAUCGAUUGAUAACAAUCAGUACUCAUGUACAUGCCCGAAGGGAGCGAAAUGCCUACUACUAAAGGGACCGCCGAAACUUUACGUUGAACCUCCUGGCCCAUAUGAGGUCCCACCCGGAGGCAACAUCAACAUUACUUGUUCCGCUGUGGCUUACCCCUUCCCAGAUAUUUUUUGGCAGAGAGGCGAUGAAAAGAUUCACCACAUGCCUGCAAAAGCAGGAACCGUGAAGAACGAGCAGAUUCUCAUAAUAAAAGAGCUUUUCAAAAAUGCUGAAUUCACUUGUCAUGCGAAUAAUUCAGAAGGAAAAGUGGACAGGACUAUCUCAGUUAUAAUCACUGGACCCGGUUCGGCGCCAGUACUGCGAAGUGCUCUGUCAGGCAGGA